Gastrolobium bilobum is the source of this 2731-nucleotide messenger RNA. Its product is annotated as alkaline/neutral invertase A, mitochondrial-like. NCBI's taxonomy places the organism in Eukaryota, Viridiplantae, Streptophyta, Magnoliopsida, Fabales, Fabaceae. The transcript has 6 exons. Gene Ontology annotation, biological process: sucrose catabolic process. Gene Ontology annotation, molecular function: endo-alpha-N-acetylgalactosaminidase activity; sucrose alpha-glucosidase activity. Bases 310 to 2316 code for a protein of 668 amino acids. The record is from RefSeq and is a predicted model, not a curated record. Gene Ontology annotation, cellular component: mitochondrion.
UUCAAGACAGCAUUUUCCCUUCAUCGCCGGCAGCACCACCGCCUCAAUAUAAAGGACCAUGGCUUCUCCAAUCCUCUUGACAUGAUUAUUCAAUACGCUUCUUUCUCUUUUCCCCCACAAAUUGAGAUAAAGAACUGAUAUCUAGAUUUUAUCCAUGAAAAUCUUAGAUUUUCAUAUUCUUACAACAUCAUAGGCCUAUGCUAACUCAUUCAUAUGAAAUCCCAACACGCUGUUUAUGAUAUAUUAACCCUUUUGAGUUGACUUCGUUUCUGUUGUCAUUCCCAGAUUGCAAUAAUCUUUUCUUUGGUCAUGAACGUAAUUGCCCUUACUCGCAAUUUCACAAUGAAAUUCUCUCGUAGGAUUCUCAUUGGUUCCAGGAAUUCGUCGUUUUUUGGGUUCCCAACUUCAAAAUGUCACCAUACUCUUGCUCUGGCUAACAAUUGGCUGAAACAUCGUUUCAAUAUUGACCAUAGCAAUCACUACCCUUUUCGAAUAUUGGGGUUUCAGAGCAUAACAGGUGGUGCCCAGAAAGUUUUUGACUUACCCUCUUCGAAUUCUGGCCUUUACAGGGUAUUAUCAAGGUCUUUUAGCUCCACCAUAGCCGGAGUUGCCUUCAAGGUUCGAAAUUUCUCAACCUCUGUUGAGACCCGUGUCAAUGACAACAAUUUUGAGAGUUUUUACAUACAGGGUGGCAUGAAUGUUAAGCCAUUGGUGGUGGAAAGUAUUCAUAAGGAUGAUGAGAAAGUUGUAGGAGAAGAAGAGUUCGGGUUAGGAGUUGGAGCUGAAGAUGUUAGCACAGAGAAUAAAGAUGGUGGUGUGAAUGUGACACUGGUCAAGACCAGAGGCGAAGAUACAGAUGUUGAAAAACAAGCAUGGAAGUUGCUACAAGGAGCUGUUGUGACUUAUUGUGGUAGCCCCGUGGGGACAGUGGCUGCAAAUGAUCCAGGUGAUAAGUCACCCUUGAAUUAUGAUCAAGUCUUUAUUCGGGAUUUUGUCCCUUCAGCUCUUGCCUUCUUGCUUAGAGGAGAAAACGAGAUUGUUAAGAACUUUCUUCUUCACACCUUGCAAUUGCAGAGCUGGGAGAAAACAGUGGACUGCUACAGUCCCGGGCAGGGCUUAAUGCCUGCUAGUUUCAAAGUUAGAACUGUAGUUCUUGAUGAAGAUAAUCAUGAAGAAGUUCUAGAUCCUGAUUUUGGGGAAUCAGCCAUUGGUCGUGUUGCACCUGUAGAUUCAGGAUUAUGGUGGAUCAUCCUGUUGCGGGCUUAUGGGAAGCUCACUGGUGACUACAGUUUGCAAGAAAGGGUGGAUGUUCAAACAGGCUUAAAAAUGAUCCUUAAUUUGUGUUUAACUGAUGGUUUCGAUAUGUUUCCUUCUCUGCUAGUCACUGAUGGGUCUUGCAUGAUAGACAGGCGGAUGGGCAUUCAUGGUCACCCCCUUGAGAUCCAAGCAUUAUUUUACUCAGCUCUUCGCUGCUCGCGUGAGAUGCUUGCUGUAACUGAUGGAACCAAUAAUCUGAUUAGAGCCAUCAACAACAGACUCAGUGCACUGUCAUUCCACAUUAGAGAAUAUUAUUGGGUCGAUAUGAAAAAGUUGAAUGAAAUAUACAGGUAUAAAACAGAAGAGUACUCCAUGGAUGCCAUUAACAAAUUCAACAUAUAUCCAGAACAAAUUCCUUCGUGGGUAAUGGAUUGGAUUCCAGAAGAAGGUGGAUAUCUGAUUGGGAAUCUGCAACCAGCUCACAUGGAUUUCAGGUUUUUCACUCUUGGAAAUCUUUGGUCUAUUGUUUCAUCUUUGGGUACCCCAAGACAGAAUAAGGCUAUUUUAAAUCUGAUAGAAGCAAAAUGGGAUGAUCUUGUGGGCCAUAUGCCUCUCAAGAUAUGUUAUCCUGCCUUGGAUAAUGAAGAGUGGCGCAUAAUUACUGGCAGCGACCCAAAGAAUACGCCUUGGUCAUAUCACAAUGGUGGAUCUUGGCCAACCCUUCUCUGGCAGUUCACGCUGGCAUGCAUCAAAAUGGGGAGAAUUGAACUAGCUCUGAAAGCAGUUGCUUUGGCUGAGAAAAGGUUACCACUAGAUUCUUGGCCUGAAUACUAUGAUACACGUACUGGAAAAUUUAUUGGAAAACAAGCUCGGCUGUAUCAAACAUGGACAGUAGCUGGUUUCCUUACAUCCAAGAUGCUUUUGAAGAAUCCUGAAAUGGCAUCCAUGUUGUUCUGUGAGGAGGAUUAUGAGCUUCUUGAUAUAUGUGUCUGUGGACUUAGCAAGAGGGGAAGGAAAAAGUGCUCUCGUGGUGCUGCCAAGUCUCAGAUUCUUGUGUGAUGAGACUCUGCUUUAUUUGGAAGCACAAUGCCUACUGUACAUGAAUUAGUUCAGGGUUUAAUUAAUACGCAAUUGGUAGGAUAAAGUAAAAAUUAAGUUGGAUAAUUAACAACAUUUUACAAGUGAAAUGUUAUAUUUACAAAUUUUUGUUUACAAACUCUUACAAAUUAUAUUAUGUUUGACCGGUAAUAUACUCUUGAGUAGAGAGUAUUACCGGUCACGUAUAAUUUAGUUUGUAAGUUUGUGAAAAAAAUGUUUGUCAAUAUAACCCUACUUAUGUUACAAUAGUAUGCAAUUGAGAGGGCAAUUCUCACUUUGUUUUUUAGUUACAAGGAUGACGCAGGCUUUUUAAACUUCUGACUUGUUACAAAUUAUAGUCUCCUUACCUAUUGGUUAGUUGAUACUUAGGAUUUUA